AUGGCCGCCACGAGUGACGACGAGAAAGAGUUCUUUGCAAUAUCUAAGAUUGGCAAAGGUAGUGACCAACAUUGUUGCGUCCCUAGCUGUAACAGCAAUGGUCGUCGCCAUCAAGUUUCAUUCCACAGAUUUCCUCAGGCUGGUGCAAGGAGAAACUCGUGGAUUCAGGCAAUCAGAAGAGACCCUGGACCACUAUUCAAUAUCAAUGCAUCCACAUUUGUGUGUUCCUUGCACUUUACAAAAGAGGACUUCAAGUGGACACCAGUUAGGAAAACUCUGACAGCAGAUGCUGUACCAACAGUGUUUAGUUGGACAAGAGAUUUCACCCCAAGAAAAGCUCAUUUUAAACACAUCACACCAAACAAGAAGACUAAGCUGCAGUCAGAGCAUGAGAUGAUGGAUAGUAUUUCAGAGGAGGUUAACCAGGAAGAAGAUAUUGAAGAAUCUGAAGAAAAUUUGGGGGAUACUAGUGGUGUGGUAGCUGAAAACAUAGAGAAAGAACUAGAGAGAAAGUUGAAAGAGAGAGAUGAAGAGAUUAAACAGUUAAAGGAGAAGUUAAGAAUAGAACGUUUUGGGGUGUGCAGAUUUUCUAAUGAUAAUUCAAUGAUUAUGUUUUUUACUGGUUUUUCCACUUAUACUUUGUUCUUGGCUUUCUUUAAUUACAUUCAACCAGCUGCUAAUUCUAUGACCAGCUAUUAUUAUAAAGCCACUGACACUGUUAAUUUGUCUGUUUCCAGACAAAGGACUAUGGUUUUAAUAGACGAGUUGCUUAUGUUUCUGUGCAGACUAAAGUGUGGUUUAUUUGAGCAAGAUUUAGCUUGUAGAUUUAAUGUUCAUGUUUCAACUGUUAGUAGAAAAUUAAUAACCUGGUCAAAUUUUUUGUACUUUGUACUGGGUAGUAUAAAUAUAUGGCCAACAAGGAAUCAAAUUCAGAACAAAAUGCCUCAGGUUUUUAAAACUUUGUAUCCUACUACUAGAGUAAUUAUUGACUGUACUGAGAUACCAACUGAGAGACCAUCAUCUUUGGCUCUCAAUUCUAAGUUUUAUUCUACUUAUAAGAGUACACAUACUUUUAAAAGUCUUGUUGGUAUUGCACCACAUGGUGCCCUUAUUUUUAUUUCUUCAUUGUAUACUGGUAGUAUGUCUGAUGUUGAGAUAACAAAGCUUUGUGGUUUAGUUGAACUUUUAGAGGAAGGUGAUUCCAUUAUGGCUGAUAAAGGUUUUGUAUUAAAUAAUGUUUUAUCUGGAACUGGCAUAACUGUCAAUACACCCCCAUUCCUUAUGAAUAAGGGUCAGUUCACUAAGCAGGAGGUAGAGGAAACUCAAACUAUUGCUCGCCUUAGGAUACAUGUUGAAAGGCACAUUAGAAGAGUAAAAGAAUUUCACCUUUUUGACAGACCUAUACCUCUGAGCAUGAUUGGUUCAAUCAAUCAAAUUUGGACUGUUGCUAAUAUUCUGACACUUUUCAGAGGUCCACUUGUAAAGCAGUGGCAGUGA
Messenger RNA from Mytilus trossulus (common blue mussel), 1497 nucleotides. RefSeq lists its product as uncharacterized. The coding region runs from base 1 to 1497 and encodes 498 amino acids. The transcript is spliced from 4 exons. The record is from RefSeq and is a predicted model, not a curated record. NCBI's taxonomy places the organism in Eukaryota, Metazoa, Mollusca, Bivalvia, Mytilida, Mytilidae.